AUGGUCCCCAUUGUGUCCCCCCCCCCACAGCUGGACGCGGAGAGCGAGGUGAACAACGAGAUGGCCAACAGGAUGUCCCUCUUCUACGCCGAGGCCACCCCCAUGCUCAAAACGCUCAGCAAUGCCACCACCAAGUUUGUUUCGGAGAACAAGACCCUCCCGAUCGAGGACACAACCGACUGCCUGAGCACCAUGGCCUGCGUCUGCAGGGUGAUGCUGGAGACCCCGGAAUACCGGAGCCGCUUCACCAACACCGAGACCCUCCUCUUCUGCAUGAGGGUGAUGGUCGGUGUCAUCAUCCUCUACGACCACGUCCACCCCGUAGGGGCCUUUGCAAAGACCUCCAAGAUUGACAUGAAAGGCUGCAUCAAAGUCUUGAAAGAUCAACCCUCAACCAGCACCGAGGGGCUCCUGAACGCUCUGAGAUACACCACUCGGCACCUCAAUGAUGACACCACGUCCAAACAGAUCCGGGCUCUGCUGCAGUGAGUGUGGG
Messenger RNA from Antrostomus carolinensis (chuck-will's-widow), 496 nucleotides. Its product is annotated as protein FAM49B-like. Gene Ontology annotation, biological process: regulation of actin filament polymerization. The record is from RefSeq and is a predicted model, not a curated record. Lineage: Eukaryota; Metazoa; Chordata; Aves; Caprimulgiformes; Caprimulgidae. Gene Ontology annotation, molecular function: small GTPase binding. The transcript is spliced from 5 exons. The coding region runs from base 1 to 489 and encodes 162 amino acids.